Messenger RNA from Anopheles arabiensis, 1479 nucleotides. Its product is annotated as probable trehalose-phosphate phosphatase J. The transcript has 3 exons. Bases 217 to 1104 code for a protein of 295 amino acids. Gene Ontology annotation, biological process: trehalose biosynthetic process. Lineage: Eukaryota; Metazoa; Arthropoda; Insecta; Diptera; Culicidae. Gene Ontology annotation, molecular function: trehalose-phosphatase activity. The record is from RefSeq and is a predicted model, not a curated record.
AAGGUUCGGGGCCAGCUCUCGGUACAAGUGCCGGAAAGGUUGGAAAGGGUGCCUCCCUCUGGCGUUACAAUCUCGAUCGUGCCUGCGAUAGCCAUCGACCGUAGACAACACAUUCGCGCGGGUGAAUGCCGAGCAGCGAAACCCCACGGCCACGAGCGCGCCAUCGGUACCACCAACACUAGCACAGCGCCUCGCGCACGUUGACGUAGAAAUAGAAUGGCUCGAAGUACGCUGUUGGCACCGCUUGCCUGUCUAAUAUUCCUUAACUGUUUAAAGCCAUUGAUAAGCUGGCCGGCGAACGACAAAGACGCUCCCGCAAUGUCGCACCCCGAGUUCGAUCAGUAUCUUGGCGACUAUCUGCAGGCGGGCGAUACGCUGGCCCUCCUGCUCGACUACGAUGGAACGCUGGCCGAGCUGACGUCCCAUCCGAACCUGACGCAGAUGAGCGAUGCGAUGCGGGACAGUCUGCGCAACAUCGCCAACAGUGGCAAGGCGUUUGUGGCCGUCAUUUCGGGACGUGACGUGGACGGGGUAAAGGAGAAGAUCGGCCUGGAGAACGUGAUCUACUCGGGGAACCAUGGGCUGGAGGUGCUGUAUCCGAACGGCACCCGCCACAACCAGGGCAUUCCGCGCGAUGUGGCCGACAACUUUGACAAGAUGAUCGAUCAGCUCAAUCGGGAGGUUGUCCACCAUGGAUCGUGGGUCGAGAACAAGCGCGUUUCGAUAACGUUCCACUUCCGGGAGGCGGAACAGCAGUACGUGCCGGAGAUGGCGGCCCGUGCCAAGGAGAUCAUUGAAUCGUACGGUUAUCGAGCGAAUGCAGCGCACGCCUCCGUGGAAGGCAAGCCACCGAUCCAGUGGAACAAGGGACUGGCGGCGGAGUACAUCCUCGGCACCAGCUUCGACGCGAACUGGCGCCAGCGGAAGGUGCUGUUCGCCGGGGACGAUACCACCGACGAGGACGUGAUGCGGAUGAUCAAGGGCACGGGAAGGUCGUUCCGGGUGACGAAAGAUAAGGACCUGGUGACGAGCGCGGACUAUAAAAUACCUUCGGUGGAUGCGGUUUAUCACCUGCUAAAGUGGAUCGAAUCGAGAGUCGUUUAGGGCCAGGCUUUCUUUCCUCCCUCCCCCCGGAGGCCUGUGGGUGUGAAGGUUUCGGCCUCAAUAAACCAGGGCUGGGUGGGGGAAAGGGGACAGUGACAAUCGUGCGGUGUGUUUGUAAACAAACUGCUUCUUAUCAAAAGAUGCUGCCCUUAUCGUUCUUCCUUCUUCGCAAGCAAAAACAACGCAGCGAUUGCCGUUCCACAGCUAACAACGAUGUGACGAAUGAUCAGCAGUUUAGCAUUUCUAAUGAGGAUUGUUUUGAGCUGAUUGGGAUCAAACUUACGAAAGUGUUGUUUUUGAGGCACCAGGUGUAGAAGCAAACAUGUUUUAGGAAUUUGGUUGUGAAAACAGGCACAGAACACAAUUUUCACCUCA